Molecule: messenger RNA, 992 nt
Organism: Erigeron canadensis
Lineage: Eukaryota; Viridiplantae; Streptophyta; Magnoliopsida; Asterales; Asteraceae
Exons: 3
Coding region: 149-736 (195 amino acids)
Biological process (GO): iron-sulfur cluster assembly
Cellular component (GO): chloroplast stroma
Molecular function (GO): protein-macromolecule adaptor activity; iron-sulfur cluster binding
Source: RefSeq, a predicted model, not a curated record
UAACGACACACUGGUAACAAAUAACAAUACAAUUUCUUGUUUGGCAUCCAAAUAUAAUAUUUCUCCCUACUUGUAGUAGGUAACCUUUUUCAGUCCAUAUAUUUGUUGUUGCUUUUUUUUGGUUGUAAAUAAAUAAAUAAAUAAAUAAAUGGCGAUUUCUUCUACUUGUUGUUCAAGGAUGAUGAAUUUCCCAAACUCUGUUAGCCGUCCUCUUCAACAACCUGCAAAGGCAUCAUCCAUUUCUUCCUUUUCCCUUUCCACUCGCUCCUUUCAUUUCAACCUUAAUUAUAAUAAUAAUAAUAAUCUAUGUUUUCAUAGAAAUAGAAAUGAUCAUAAUUUGUUAUUAGUUCCAGCAGGAGCUGCUUCUUCUUCAACACAAGCGGCACCUGCAACUGGAGGACUUGCACCUGCCAUUGAUUUGACCGAUAAUGCUUUGAAGCAUUUAAACAAGAUGAGGUCAGAAAAAAACGAUGAUUUAUGCUUAAGAAUUGGCGUGAAGCAAGGUGGAUGUUCUGGCAUGUCUUACACCAUGGAAUUUGAGAGCAAGGAAAACACAAGACCUGAUGACACAGUUAUGGAAUACAAUGGUUUUGUCAUAGUUUGUGAUCCAAAGAGCCUUCUUUUCAUAUUCGGGAUGCAAUUAGACUUUAGUGACGCACUCAUUGGAGGAGGAUUUUCAUUCAAAAACCCGAAUGCUACUCAAACAUGUGGUUGUGGUAAGUCGUUCAACGCAUAGAUUUGAAAGACUAUGUACUUAUAGACCAUUUGGUUGUAUUCGACAUGUAACCAAUAUAAUAUCAGUAAAACUGGUUGUAAGUUCGACACUCAUGAAACCCAUAUAUAGUCUAUUUGAUGUUGUAUUUUGCACAUGAAGAUCAUCUUCACGGUUGAACCUAUUGCACGGUUGAACCAAUAUAAUAUCAGUAAAACUGGUUGUAAGUUCGACACUCAUGAAACCCAUAUAUAGUCUAUUUGAUGUUGUAUUUUGCACA